Cyphellophora attinorum is the source of this 2586-nucleotide messenger RNA. RefSeq names its product V-type proton ATPase subunit a. The coding region runs from base 1 to 2586 and encodes 861 amino acids. The transcript has a single exon. Gene Ontology annotation, biological process: vacuolar acidification; proton transmembrane transport. Gene Ontology annotation, cellular component: vacuolar proton-transporting V-type ATPase, V0 domain; vacuolar proton-transporting V-type ATPase complex; fungal-type vacuole membrane. Lineage: Eukaryota; Fungi; Ascomycota; Eurotiomycetes; Chaetothyriales; Cyphellophoraceae. Gene Ontology annotation, molecular function: ATPase binding; proton-transporting ATPase activity, rotational mechanism. The record is from RefSeq and is a predicted model, not a curated record.
AUGGCCUCGAAGGACACCAUCUUCCGCUCGGCGGACAUGUCGUUGACCCAGUUCUACAUCUCCAACGACAUCGGCCGCGAAGUAGUAUCUGCAAUGGGCGAGCUUGGCAUAGUCCAGUUCCGUGACCUCAAUGCCGAGACAACUGCCUUCCAGCGAACCUUCACAAAGGAGAUCCGACGCUUGGACAAUGUCGAGCGCCAGCUGCGAUACUUCAGAGCUCAGAUGGAAAAGGCUGGCAUCGAGAUGAGAAGCAGAUUCGAUUUUGACGAUGACAUGCUUGCCGCACCUCAAGCGAACGAGAUCGAUGAGCUCGCUGAACGUUCCGAACACCUCGAGGACCGUAUCUCGAAAUUGAACGAGAGCUACGAGAUCUUGAAGAAGAGGGAGACUGAACUGACGGAAUGGCGAUGGGUUCUGAAAGAGGCUGGCGGUUUCUUCGAUCGAGCGCACGGCCAGACUGACGAGAUUCGCCAGAGUCUGGAUGACGACGACGCACCUCUUCUGCGGAACGCCGAAGCUGAGGAAGGUCGAGCCAUGAACGGCGAUGCAGACCGAUCGCAGCAACAGUCAUUCGCUGUUAUGAAUAUCGGCUUCGUAUCUGGUGUCAUUCCUAGAGAGAGACUGCCCGCCUUUGAGCGAAUUCUAUGGCGAACACUUCGUGGCAAUCUUUACAUGAACCAAUCUGAGAUCCCUGAAGUUCUGAUCAAUCCGGAGAACAACGAAGAGGUCAGGAAGAAUGUCUUCGUCAUCUUUGCCCAUGGCAAGGAGAUCAUUGCGAAAAUCAGAAAGAUUUCAGAAUCCCUAGGAGCCGACCUGUACAACGUUGACGAGAACAGCGACCUGCGCCGCGAUCAGAUCCACGAAGUCAACACUCGUCUGAGCGAUCUCGCAAGCGUCCUCCGCAACACCAAGAACACUCUCGACGCCGAGCUGAAUGCAAUUGCUCGAUCGCUCGCCGCAUGGCUGAUCGUCAUCAAGAAAGAGAAGGCUGUGUUUGAUACACUCAAUCGCUUCUCCUACGAUCGUGCUCGGAAGACGCUUAUUGCCGAGGCAUGGGUGCCAACGAACUCCCUGCCGCAGAUCAGAGCCACUCUGCAGGACGUCAAUGACCGCGCCGGUCUGUCGGUUCCAACCAUUGUCAAUCAGAUCAAGACGAACAAGACGCCGCCUACUUACGUCAAGACCAACAAAUUCACAGAAGGGUUCCAGACCAUCAUCAACGCUUAUGGUACUGCCAAAUACCAAGAAGUCAAUCCUGGUGUCUACACUAUCGUCACCUUCCCCUUCCUGUUCGCUGUCAUGUUCGGUGACUUCGGUCAUGGCACGCUCAUGACCAUGGCAGCAGCAGCAAUGAUCUACUUCGAGAAGCCUCUGUCACGCUCGAAGCAAGACGAACUCUUCGCCAUGGCAUUCUACGGUCGCUACAUCAUGCUCAUGAUGGGUAUCUUUUCCAUGUACACCGGUCUAAUUUACAACGAUGUCUUCUCCAAGGCUUUCACACCCUUCGACUCUGCCUGGGAGUAUCCCGAAGAAGGCCGUCCAGAAGUCACCGCACACCUCAAAGGCUCCUAUCGCUACCCGUUCGGCCUCGAUUGGGCAUGGCACGGUUCUGAGAACGACCUCCUCUUCAGCAACAGUAUGAAGAUGAAGCUCUCCAUCCUGAUGGGCUGGGCACACAUGACUUUCGCACUGUGCUUCUCCGCCGUCAAUGCUCGCCACUUCAAGUCUAAGGUCGAUCUGUUUGGCAACUUCAUCCCCGGCAUGAUCUUCUUCCAGGCCAUCUUCGGCUACCUCGCUAUCUGCAUCGUUUACAAAUGGAGCGUCAACUGGCAAGAAGCGGGUCGCAACCCGCCUUCCCUGCUCAACAUGCUGAUUCAGAUGUUCCUCUCUCCCGGUACCGUCGAAGAGUCCGAACAGCUCUACUCAGGCCAAGCCGGCAUACAAGUCUUUCUGCUGUUGAUCGCCGUCGUCCAAGUCCCCAUCAUGUUGCUUCUCAAGCCAUACUGGCUCAAAUGGCAGCACCAAAAGACCACGGCACAGGGCUACCGUGGCAUAGGAGACACGAGUCGCAUCACUCACGCUUUGGACGACGAUGACGACGAUGACAGUCGGCCCGACCAUCAGACCAAUGGCCGCCCAUCCCAGGACAGCGACGAAGGCGCCAUGAUCACCGAAAAUAUCAACGACGAAGAGCACGAAGAAUUCGAAUUCUCAGAGGAGAUGAUCCACCAGGUCAUCCACACCAUCGAGUUCUGUCUCAACUGCGUCUCUCACACUGCUUCCUAUCUACGUCUUUGGGCUUUGUCGCUAGCGCAUCAGCAGCUGUCGGUCGUUCUGUGGAGCAUGUCCCUCGAAAACGCCUUCGGGUCAAGCGGCGCGACGCAGGUGAUCAUGAUAGUGGUGACGUUCUUCUUGUGGUUCGUACUGACGAUCGCGGUGCUGUGUGUCAUGGAGGGCACGAGUGCCAUGUUACACUCGUUGAGAUUGCAUUGGGUGGAGGCAAUGAGCAAGCAUUUCGUUGGGGAGGGCGUGACUUUUGAGCCGUUUAGCUAUAAGGUCAUGCUUGAGGAGGAUCCUGUGGAGUAA